AUGAGAUAAUCAGGAGCGGAUUUUACUUACUCAACAGCUCCAAUAGCAAAGGUAAGGCGAGUAGAAUUUGGUUUGAUGAGUCAUGAGCUUAUAAAGGAAUGGACAGGAGAUAUAGAAAUAAAAGAGCUUCAAACUAACGAGUUAGAUGGGACUCCAAAAUAAAAUGGAUUAAAUGACCUUCGAAUGGGUGUGAAUACAAAUACUUAGAAGUGUAAAACAUGUGGAGAGACAAAGUAUUGUUAGGGACAUUUUGGAAGAAUUGAACUAAAUAAGCCAGUUUAUCAUGUAGGAUUCUUGUAGAUAGUAAAGAAAGUAUUGAAGUGCAUAUGUCAUAAUUGUGGUAAAUUGAGAUAACCAUAAUCAGAAGAUGCAAUGGUACAAAUGUAUUUUAAAUAAAAAAGCAAUAAUUUAAAAGAGCAAAGGAACAUAAACUGAAUAGAAAGCGAUUAAAUGAAAUAGUGAAAUAAUUAGGUAAAAUAGAUAAGUGUGAGGUUAAACAUAAAUUAGAAGAUAAUUUAGGGAAUGAAGAUCUUUGCUAAGCUUAAAUUCCUACAAGAAUUUAAGCUCUAAAUGGAUAGAUAAAAAUUUAAUACUCAAUGAAAGAGGCAGCAAAAGAGUUAACAGCAGAAAGAUGCUUAGAUAUAUUUAAAAAAAUCAGAAAUGAGGAUGCAAUGAUAUUAGGAUUUACAAAGGAAACUAGACCAUAAGAUUUGAUAAUAAAAUAUUUAUUGGUGAUGCCUCCAUAGGUGAGACCAGCAAUAGAGAUGAAUCCAGCAAGAAUAGCAUAAGAUUAAUACACAUAAAUUUAUAAAUCAAUAUUGUAGAAGAAUAAUGAGAUAGCAAAUUGUAGUAGUGAUGCAGAGAGAGUAAGAUUGGCUCCAGAAUUGAUGAGAGAAGUUGCAAAGAUUAUAGAUUCUGAGAAGGCAGGAAAGAUAAAGAUGAAAUCAACAUAACCAUUGAAGAGUAUUCGAGCUAGAUUAAAGGGUAAAGAAGGAAGAUUUAGAUAAAAUUUAAUGGGAAAGAGAGUGGAUUUUUGUGCUCGUUCAGUUAUAUCUCCAGAUGCAAAUUUGGGUAUGGAUGAAUUAGGAGUACCAUAAAUAGUGGCUGAUUAAUUAACAAUUCCAGAAGAGGUUACAGAAUAUAAUUUAGAGAGAGUUAUAUAAUUGGCAAAGACUAAUAAGAUUAAAUAUGUUAUAGUACCAAUAACUGAUCCUAGAAGUAAAUAAAGGAAGUUUUAAGCUUUGUAUUUUGAUUUUACAGAUACUGAAGAAUAGAUUAGAUAAAAAAUAAAUCAAGGAGUUAUAGUAGAAAGAUGUUUAUAAGAUGGAGAUUUUGUAUUAUUUAAUAGAUAACCAACAUUACAUAGAAUGAGUAUGAUGGGACAUAGAGUUAGAAUUUUACCAUAUUCAACAUUUAGAUUGAAUUUAUCUGUAUGUACACCAUACAAUGCAGAUUUUGAUGGAGAUGAGAUGAAUAUGCAUGUUCCUUAAUCUUAUGAAACUAUUGCAGAAUUAAAAUAUUUAGCGCAUGUUCCUAGAUAAAUUGUUACUCCAAAAAGUAAUCAACCAGUUAUGGGUAUUGUGCAAGAUUCAUUACUUGGUUGUUGUUUAUUUACUCAAAGAGAUACUUUUUUAACUAGAGAUUAAGUUAUGCAUUUAAUGAUGUGGAAUGAAUAAUUCACUGGAGAAUUGCCUAUGCCUGCUAUUCUAAAACCUUAAGAAUUAUGGUCUGGAAAAUAAAUUAUGUCAAUGAUUAUUCCUUAGUCUAUUAAUACUGAAAGAGGCAUAAGAGAAGAUGAUCUUAAAAAACCAAAUUGGAAUGCUGAUGAUAAAAGUUUAUGUAUUUAGAGAGGAAAUCUAGUUAGUGGAAUUUUUAAUAAGGAACUAGUUGGAUAAGGAGCAGGUUCUGUUGUUCAUCUUUGUUGGCUUGAUUUAGGAGCUGAAAAAACUUUAGAAUUUAUGACAUCAUGUUAAAGAAUUGUUAAUAAUUGGUUAAUUAUGCAUUCAUUUACUGUUGGAUGCCAAGAUAUUGCUCCUCAUAUCAAUUUAGUUGCUGAAACUGAAAAAAGAAGUAGAGAAUAAGAUGAAGAAUAUAUUAAAUUACUUUAAAUCUUUCUUGAUGCCAAAAAGAUUUAAGAUAACAGAUAUCAUUAAAAAGGAAAAAGAAUUAUGGAUUCAUUUGAAUAUUCAUUUAAUAUGAAAUUGAAUAAGGUUAGAGAUGAUAUCAAUUCUAAAGUUACUGAAACUAUUGAUCAAAUACGUAAUUGUAUGUACAAGAUGAUUUGGGCAAAAAGUAAAGGAGAAGCGUCUAAUCUUGCAUAAAUUACAUCUUUGGUUGGAUAACAGAAUUUAGAAUCUAAAAGAAUUUAAUUUGGAUUUGCUUAUCGAACAUUGCCUCAUUUUUCUAAAUUUGAUUAUGGACCUGAAGCUAGAGGAUUUGUAGCCAGUAACUUUUUCAAAGGACUUAAACCUACAGAAUUCUUUUUCCAUACUAUGGGUGGUAGAGAUGGUCUUAUUGAUACUGCUGUGAAAACAAGUAGAACAGGUUAUAUUUAAAGGAAAUUGAUUAAGGCUGUAGAAGAUGUUUUUGUAAGAUAUGAUUCAUCUUGUAGAGAUUCUGUUGGUGCUGUUUAUCAAUUUCAUUAUGGAGAAGAUAAAAUGGCUGCAGAAUUCAUUGAACAUUAGGAAAUUAAAUGUGUUAAUUUAAGUAAUUAAUAAUUGGCAGAAAAAUAUUAAUUAAUUUAAGAAUAAUGGUUUGGUAGUGAAAUUAGAAUGAGAUAUUAAAAUAUAUUUACGGAAGAUGUAAUAGAUGAUAUAGAAACUGAUUAUGAUGGUUAAGCUUUGUUAAAAGGAGAGUUUGAUGAAAUAAAGAAGAUUAGAGAUGAAUUACGUAGAUUAUUUUUAAUAGACUCUGCACCAAAAGAAGAGAUAUUUACUCAUUAUUAUUUAGUUGUAAAUAUUGAGAGAAUUAUUUCAACAAUUAAGAUUAAUAAAAAAAUUAGUGAUAGAGAGAAAUGUAGAUUGAAUCCAAUUACAGUAACUAAAGAGGUUGAUGAAUUAAUUUAAAAAGUUGAUAAAUUGUUGAGUUAUGAUUUAGAUGAAAGAAGAGAUUGUAUAAAUUUAUUUAGAACACAUUUGAAAGUAUCAUUAGCUAGUAAAGAUUUAUGUUGUAGACACAGAUUGACACCAGAAGCAUUUAAAGAAUUAUUAUCUGAGAUUAUCUAUAAACUUAAAAAAAGUAUGGCUCAUCCAGGAGAGGCAGUUGGUGCUAUAGCUGCAUAAUCUUUAGGAGAACCUACAACUUAAAUGACUUUAAAUACUUUCCAUAAAUCUGGAGUUACAGGAGAUAAAAAUGUGACUUUGGGUGUUCCUAGAUUAUAAGAAUUAUUGGAUGCAAGUAAAAAGACUAAAACUCCAAGUUUGACUAUUUAUUUUGAUCCUCCUUUAGAGUAUGCUGAAUUGGAAUUAAAAGACGAUAAGGAUAAGAAAAGUUAUUAAAAAACUGAAUAAUUAGCUCAUCCUCAUAAAUAGGAUGAUUUUACUUAGAGUAUGCUUGUCUAAAUGUAAGGAAGAAUUCUUGGACAAACAUUUGGAUAAUAUAUAAUAAAGAGUGAAAUCUAUUAUUAAAGUGAUCCAAAUAAUCCAUUACAUAUUACUGAAGAUUAAGAGGAUAACUUUACCGAUGGAAUUUUUGAUACUGAUGAAGCUAAAUAUAAAUGGAUAUUAUUUUUACAUAUGGAUCAUUAAAAGAUUUUAUCAAAUUUAGAAACUUGGGAUAAAAUUCGAGAUAGCAUUCCCAAAAUUUUGGAUGAAACAGAGAGGAAGUUUGGCAUUUCAUCAUAAAAUACAAUAGUUGAUCCUGAUUCGAUGAACCAUAAAUAUAUUUAAAUAAAAUAUUAUCAUGAUUACAAUGAUUAAAAGAAAUUUAAACCUGAAAGAGGAAAGGGUAAUUUUGAUGAUGAAAUUGAAUUCGAUGAAGAAGCUAAAACUAAAACUUAUGUAGAUACUCCUUAUACAAUAUUAAAGAGAUUAGAAGAAACAAUAAGAGGACAUUCUUUGGGAGGUAUAAGUAAGAUUACUAGGAUUCUACACUCUUAGAUAGAAAAAUAAUUUUAUAUUAAUAAUAAGACAGGUGGAUUUUUAAAAUAAGCAAACGUAGAUGGGAAAGGUAAAUGGAAAAUAGUAGAGAAAUAUUUAGAAACAGAAGGAACUAAUCUUAAAGAGAUUCUUAGAUUAGAACAUGUAGAUUAGAGAAGAACUACGACAGAUGAUGUUUAUGAAAUAUCAUAAGUUUUAGGAAUAGAAGCUGCAAGAGCUGCAUUGGUAGGUGAAACUAGAAAGAUAUUCAAUCAUUAUGGUAUCUAUAUUAAUUACAGACACUUAUAUUUAUUAUACGAUUGGAUGACUCAUAGAGGUAGAUUAACAGCAGUUAAUAGAAAUGGUAUAAAUAGAAUACCUGAAGUAAGUGUUUUACGUAAAAGUUCAUUUGAAGAAACAGUUGAAAUAUUAUAUGAUGCAGCUGUAUUUUCAGAAGUAGAUCAUAUGAGAGGAUUAAGUGAAAAUAUAAUAUUUGGAUAAUUAUGUCCACAUGGUACAGGUAGUUUUGAAUUAAUGGUUAAUGCUAAAAAUGUUAAAGAAUUUAAAUUGAAAUCUAGCCAUGCUGAUAAAUUCACUUAAGGAGGUGAAUAUCUUGUAGAACAAUCUCCCUAUGAUUAAAAUCUAUAAACUCCUCUUAUUCUUAAUACUCCAGGACCUGGAAUGCUUGAUUCCUCUUGUACUCCAAUUCCACAAAAAUCUCCUGGAAUUGGUAUUGCUAUUUUUGCUACUCCUUUUGAUAUCAAUAGAGAUUAUACUCCAAACAUGAGUCAUCGUUCCCCAUUUUAUCCUAGUACUCCUCUUAUACCAUAUGAUACAUAUUAACUUAGUCCUGUUGAAUCUAUUUCUGGAUAAUAAGCUCAACCUGGAAAAUAAGCUAAUGUUAGUGUUAGUCAUAGUCCAGGAUCACCUCAUUAUACUAGUCAUACAAAUUCACCAAGUCCCAGUUAUAGAAGUAGUGAAAGAGCUACCUCUGGUCAAAGAUCUUCUAGUCCCAUUCUUAAUUCAUCCAGAAGGUAAUAUAUUCUAUCUCUAAUAUAUCUAGUCCCAAUUAUACUAGUAGUAUUUAUAAUUCUCCUCUUUCCCCUACUAAUACUGGAAGUGGUCGUGUUUAAACUGGAUCUCCUCAUUCACCUUAAGGAUCUAAUUUCACCACUUUUAGUCCAAUCUAUUAACCAUAAGGAAAUACUACAAACUAGUAUGAAUAAGAAUAAUGAAAUUAUCAUAUUAAAUAAUAAAAAACCCA
Messenger RNA from Paramecium sonneborni, 5340 nucleotides. Lineage: Eukaryota; Ciliophora; Oligohymenophorea; Peniculida; Parameciidae. The record is from the annotation of a GenBank genome assembly.